AUGCUGCGUGAAGACAAUUCCGCAGAUCUGCCAGAGGACGCGUUAAGGGAGGCACGCAGUGUGCCGCUUCCUCAACCACCUUUGGCUGUCAACGAGACUCAUGUGUUCGGUUCAGUUGAUCCACAGUCUUCAUCACAUGCCGUGAUCUCCUCUGCUCCCAAGGUAGAGUUGGCACCUCCCACAUCACAGCAAAAUGAAGGGAAGUUUACAUUGGUAUCAAGUCCUUCUUCUCUCACUACAGAAGAAGGGGGACCUCGUUUAUCUGUUGAUGCUACUGUGACUGCAGGUGAUAGUAUCUCUACAUUAGAAGAAGGGCGUAACCAGACAAUACCACCACCAAAGGAAACAGAUGUACUUUUCCCAUCGAUACUUAAUCCUCCACCGCAGGAGAUGAGUGAAACCUUGGAACCCGAGGAAUAUUCAAGAUCAAGGCGUCAUUCGAUGAAAAAACAGGAUGGUGGUGAUUUGCUAACGUUAAGUGGUACAUAUACACUUAGUCCAAUGGUAGGUUGUGCCUCAUCACGUUCACAAAAAAUAUCUUUAGGCUACUUUACUCCACUUGGCUCAACGAGCACGGCGUGGAAAGCUCAAGGGGGUAGUGCUAUUAGAAGGCACCAAACAGUUUCCCUUCUUCCUUUAGCUCGUGGCUUGCAAAGUAGUAGUUCAUUUGUUAGGUGCGAAUCUGGUUUUGGGGCAACAUGGCUCUCUCUUACAGUCCAUGGAAUGAGUUCCCUUCACGCUGAUCCUUCUGUUGUCUAUCCAUUUGUACGUGUAUGGUUUGUGAAUGCCGAGACUGGUGAAACUCUUAUUCAGAACAUAGAUGAAAGAGCAUUAUUUGCAUUAACACAUCCUGUUGAUAUUCGACAACGUCAAACUCAAGCCCCAUGGUGGGGUGCUGAACUGACUUUUCGCGUAGAUCCAUCUGUUUUUGAUAAUCCUUCGUUAAAUGCAAUGCUUUUACUAGAAGUACUUGAAGCUGGUUCCGAAACCAUUCAAGGACUUCCAUUACGUCGUGACGGCCUUUACCCAGUUUGUUGGGGUUUCUUGAAACUACACGAUAAAUAUGGUCGAUUAAAUUUAAAAGAAUCUAUAGAUAUUCAAAUGUUUCCAUUUCCUCAACGUGCUUCAUGUACCGCAAAAUUUCUUCAAAUGCUACCGUCUUGUUUCUUUCCUUCAGGGUAUCAGGAAACAUUAACAAGUUCAACUUGUGCCCCAGUGGGACCGGAUUCUCAAGCGAACACAUCAGAUCCACCUGAAAAAAUCAAUCGUAAACGUUGUAAACCACCAGAACUUUUUCAUAUAUUUAAAGAUCCACGUAAUCGAAAAGUUCCUUAUUCAGCAGGUAUGCUUCUUUCCUUAAAGAAGAUAAAUGAUGAUAUGUACUUACCAAAGAGAGCUACAGUUUUACCGUACGAAGAACAUCUAUUGAAUCAAAUGUCUGUUGUUGAUGAAAUGAGACCUAAAAGUUCUAUGAGUUUAUCUCUUCAACUUUCUAAUAUACAUCGUACAAAAAAUACUUCAAAUAGUUUAGUAAAUAUUGGUGCCCUUUCAAAUUCAUAUAUUCGUGAUGGUUCUGAACGUGUUGUACCACCAACAACUGUAUUACAACAAAUACAAGUUAAAGGAUCUGUUACUUCUGUGGCUUUUUCUAAAGAUGGUUUUACUAUGGCAUUUGGUUUAUCAAGUGGAUUUGAGUAUGUAAUACAAUUACGUAAUACAUUAGCACCUGAAAUACCUAUUGUAGGUAUUUUUCGUGGUCAUGUUGGACAUAUUCACCAUGUUGCAUUUAUUAAUGAUGGUCAAAUGCUUUUGUCUUGCUCUUCUGAUAAAACUGCAAAAAUUUGGCGACUUGAAUCUCCUUUCUCUUUUCCAGGAGAUUCUGAUGAUGAAUCAACUGGUUGUCUAUGUACUUUACCCCACGAUUUUCCUGUUUAUGACGGAAUUUUUUUCCAAGAACAUAUUAUUACUUGUGGUUACGAUACACGAUUAUUUGUCUGGCGGUAUUAUCAUGAUUCUGAUGGGACAUCUGUAGAUUCAAGUUCACAUAGAGAUUUCUUAGGAGAUUCUGGAAAUUUGGGUGAAAAUUUCUUAGGUUCUUCUUUGAAAACGGCGAUUCCCAAAUUAUCUUUUGACACAGAAUCUAGUGUUUGUGAACUUGUUCACGUAGCUUCAGACAAUGAUAGAGCUAUUUUUCGUUCUCUUUGUGCUUCUGAACUUAAUCGUAUUUGGUCUGUAGAUGCUUUGGGAAAUGUGGUGGUUUGGCGUGCAAUGUACGCAAAAAUAAAGGAUGGUAAACCUACUUGGCAAAUGUCAUUGCGACAUCGAUUUAAUUGUCCAGGAGCUACACGUAUAGAAAUAUGUGGAAAUAGUGCAUUGGUAAUUUGCGGUAAAUUACCUAUUUGCUAUUUAUUUGAUACUUCUACAUGUCGUCUGAUUCACGAAAUUAAUCUUCACCAACGUCCCUACGUUACCGCAUUGACGUUAUUACCAGAUGGUGAAGCUGUUGUGGCCGGUACUGGGGAUGGCAAACUUCUUAGUUGGGAGUGUAAUACAGGGUCACUGUGUACACCCAAAACUGGUUAUGAAAAAACACAAGUGAGUUUUUCUGUUGAUAACCUCACCUGGUCAAAAGCACAGCAGUUGUGUGUUCUUCUUGGUACAAAGAUGAAUGCUGAGAAAUCUAUUAGUGAUGCCCAUCCACGGUUUACAAUGGUUGCCCUUAUAGGGACCCCACGAACAGAUGAGAGUGUUAUUCUUCGUAGUGAUAACCGGGCAGCAGACUAUUUCCGUGCUCGUUUUGGUGGUGAACUGACUGCGCGACGAUCCGGUAGGACUGGAUUAGGGGAUUCACGGGCUUCUUUCCGUUUAUAUGCUGAUAAAACUUUGCGACCAAGAAAAGCAGAACUUCCUCCGCGUGAGACAUUAUCUGGAGAUAGAACCUCCCGUAUGGAUCAAAUUGUUUCCAUGUGGAAAACUCUUGUUGGUCAACAUCGUCACGUGAACCCCGAUAAAAGUGAUGUUGCACCUCAUGAUCCCACAGCAAUAUAUAUUGCAGAUGAUGAGUGA
This is a messenger RNA of Trypanosoma theileri, 3066 nucleotides long. RefSeq names its product putative jouberin-like. The record is from RefSeq and is a predicted model, not a curated record. The coding region runs from base 1 to 3066 and encodes 1021 amino acids. Gene Ontology annotation, cellular component: ciliary basal body. Gene Ontology annotation, molecular function: protein binding. The transcript has a single exon. NCBI's taxonomy places the organism in Eukaryota, Euglenozoa, Kinetoplastea, Trypanosomatida, Trypanosomatidae. Gene Ontology annotation, biological process: motile cilium assembly.